Solanum dulcamara is the source of this 1207-nucleotide messenger RNA. RefSeq lists its product as uncharacterized. Gene Ontology annotation, molecular function: protein-containing complex binding. Bases 136 to 987 code for a protein of 283 amino acids. Lineage: Eukaryota; Viridiplantae; Streptophyta; Magnoliopsida; Solanales; Solanaceae. The record is from RefSeq and is a predicted model, not a curated record. The transcript has 10 exons. Gene Ontology annotation, cellular component: mitochondrion.
CCAUCCACGUAAAAUUUUCUCUGCAAAUGAACCUUUAAAAGUACACAUAGCAUCAUCAGUAUACAGAAAAAAUCCACAAUUUUCUCUAUUCAAAUUCGCAGCUAUUCACAAUUCAUUCGAUAGGUGAAACGGAUCAUGUCACGUUUAAUCCAAGCUCGAUCAUCUCUCUCCAGAUUCCGGAGUUUUGCAUCAUCCAGAAAUGUUCGGUUUUUGUCAACUGAAUCCAAUAAAACAGAUGAGCCCAUUAAAGUUGAGGAAGCAGAGACAGUAAAUAUGCCUCCACCCCCAACAGAGAAGUUACUUGUGCUCGGUGGAAAUGGAUUCGUAGGCUCACAUAUCUGUAAAGAAGCUCUGGAUCGUGGUCUUACAGUUGCUAGUCUUAGCAGAACAGGAAGGUCGUCCAUACAAGAUUCUUGGGCUAACAGUGUGAUUUGGCAUCAAGGAAACCUUUUUUCAACUGAUUCGUGGAAAGAUGCACUCAAGGGAGUUACUUCUGUUAUUUCUUGCGUUGGUGGGUUUGGCUCUAACUCACACAUGUAUAAAAUCAACGGGACAGCUAAUAUAAAUGCCAUCAGAGGUGCUUCAGAAGAAGGAGUUAAAAGAUUUGUUUACAUCUCCGCUGCGGACUUUGGCAUUGCAAAUUACGUGUUACAAGGUUAUUAUGAGGGGAAGAGAGCUGCUGAAACUGAGCUGCUAACAAGAUAUCCAUAUGGGGGAAUAAUCCUGAGGCCUGGAUUUAUCUAUGGAACCCGUCGUGUCGGGAGCAUGAAAUUACCCCUCGGUGUAAUUGGUUCUCCUCUAGAGAUGAUUCUGCAGCGUGCAAAACCUCUGAGUCAAAUACCCCUUGUUGGGCCCCUUUUUACUCCUCCUGUGAAUGUCACCGCAGUAGCUAAAGUUGCUGUCAGAGCAGCAACAGAUCCUGUAUUCCCUCCUGGUGUGAUUGAUGUUCAUGGAAUCUUACGCUACAGCCAGCAGAGAUCUGUAUAAGGUGAAUGAUUUCACCCGAAAAUAAUGAUAGUAUGAUACCUGGAUUCUUUUUCAAUCCUCAAAGGACCAAAGUUCAAAUUUUCAAAUAUUUCCUGAUGGGAAAGCGUACAUCUUGCGAGAUAGAUAAGGUUCCGUUCAAUAAAUAAAAUGAUGCUUCUGGAAUCGAUAUUUCCUCACUGUAAUUCAUCUGCUUGUAGCUAAAAAGACUGUUUUUCUUCAA